AUGAUUGUCGCAUUAUCUACCGUCGUGAUCGUUCUGGCUCUGGUAGCGAUCGUGCGCUAUCGCCUUCAGUAUAAUACCAAACACCGUUCACCGGAGGCUACGCUAGAAGAUGUGAAAGCCCUGAACAUACGGCAUGAUGUCCACUCGGCAUUCAUGGCACUGAUCAAUGAUGAAGGUGCUGGGUCAUGGCCCCCAAGGGCUACUCAUGAUGCAUUUCCCGCGGCUCUGCGCAUCUACGGGCAGAUUUAUGCUGCCAUGGCACCAUUUCUUGCGAAUGCCAACCCAUCACUUGAUGAUGAGUGUAAUAAAGUCCGCUGUCAAGAGUUUCGCUCUCGCAUGCAAGCUUUGCUCGCAGAGAAGGUGGAUAUAAAGGCAGUUCGAAGUGCCCUGGAAACCGUUCAGUCCGGCAAUUGGGAUGACUUCCCUCGAGACGCUUACAAUGGAUUCUACUCUUGCAUUGCGUGCUUACGCCACGCUUAUCGAUUUGACAUCACAUCUCCAAGUGGGAAUAUUAUGGCAAACGCUGUUUAUAACCUGGACUCUCAUGGAAAGAUUGUAUAUCCAGUAAACGAAGGAAUGUCAGAUACGGUGAAAAGUACAGAGCUUGCCUGGAGUCGCAUAUUUUACGAUUCGGAGGUCAUGGCUAUUCCAGUCUAUUUCGCCAUGAUCCAAGCUAUUAUAGCCUUCGAACGGCGCGACAAGAAGUUAUGCCUUGCUCAUAUUGAGACAGCUUUGAUCAACCUCCGCAAGGUGAUGCAAAAUCUAUAUGUGAAGAUGAACGACCCCCACGUAUCACGCGCAAUAUGGGUGAGGCAUAUCUCGGGAAUUCACAGCUGGGGACUGACACUCGAAACGGACGAUCCCCCUGUCGAGUACGGAGGCCUAUCCGGAAGCCAGAUUCUGCUAUUCCUGGCAGUUGAUGCCUUUCUGGGAAUCGAUCGCUACCAUUCAGAUGAAGAACUGAAGAUGCAUAUCUCGAGAAAUAUGAGAGAUUUCUCUGCGACUAUCCGAAGAUAUUCUUUCCGGAAACUACUCUCGGAGAAGUCUGAGGACGAUAUUGCUAUAGGGAAAGCACUUGAGGGCAUGGUCAAGCAGCUACGAUCUUUCAGGGCUGUCCAUAAGAUCCGAGCAGUCCGUUAUCUCUCAGCACCUGCUCCUGAGCGAGUCCCCAUGACGGCGGCACUCUCUGUCCUUCCCAGUGAUGGGGAGAAAGCACAGGCCACCGACCCAUAUGGCUCUCUAGAUGGAAUGUUGGCCAAAAGACUGAAUGAGACCGUUUAA
This is a messenger RNA of Penicillium mononematosum, 1281 nucleotides long. RefSeq lists its product as uncharacterized. Gene Ontology annotation, biological process: 'de novo' NAD+ biosynthetic process from L-tryptophan. Gene Ontology annotation, cellular component: cytoplasm. Lineage: Eukaryota; Fungi; Ascomycota; Eurotiomycetes; Eurotiales; Aspergillaceae. The transcript is spliced from 4 exons. The record is from RefSeq and is a predicted model, not a curated record. Gene Ontology annotation, molecular function: metal ion binding; indoleamine 2,3-dioxygenase activity; heme binding. The coding region runs from base 1 to 1281 and encodes 426 amino acids.